Molecule: messenger RNA, 901 nt
Organism: Dioscorea cayenensis subsp. rotundata (Guinea yam)
Lineage: Eukaryota; Viridiplantae; Streptophyta; Magnoliopsida; Dioscoreales; Dioscoreaceae
Exons: 4
Coding region: 173-901 (242 amino acids)
Source: RefSeq, a predicted model, not a curated record
AUUUGGGGCUUUCGUUUAUUUUUUUAUUUUUUAUUUUCGUCCUUUUUUUUUCUCCCUUUUCGAAACCCCUCGUGAUCCCUGAUCCAGAUCCCAGGCACCCAUCGACCUCACGGAUCUCUGAAUCUCCUCCGCCUUCGUCUCCGCCUCGUCUUCCCCUCUCGAUCGGUUAAAUAUGGUGCUUAAGCAUAACAAACGACCUUUCGGCGCUGAAGAGUCCUGCCAACCUACUUGUAAGCAUAAUAUCAGACGGUUAAAUUGCGGUAGUCGUCUAGCAUCAUUUGCAGGAAUUUCUUCAUUUGUUGAUGGAGGAGGUAAAGAAACGGCUAGCCAACUACAAGGCGAAUCAAGAGUGGAAGGUUAUCCUCAUAUAACAUGUUGUUCUGUAUCAAAGGAUGAGAAGCAAAAAACCACAGGAUUUGCUGUUGUUCCUAAAGAUCAUUCUAGUAAUGGGUGUUACAAUACCUCUAGCUUGCUUGGUGGGAACAACUAUGAUGUUGCGAGACCAGAGUAUGGAAGGCAAAUUUUGUGUGAAGACCUAUCCUUUCAACUUGGAUGUGCUGAAUUUGACCAAGAUUUUCAGUUACAUUUGUUCUCAGAAAUUCUUCCUGUAAAUAGUAGUAUCCAUGAACGAUCAGUUGUUUCAGAACAUCCAGUUGCUACUUGCGAGGAGAUGCCUGCUGAUGAUACCAACUUGAGUGGUCCUCCAAGCUUGUCAUGGCACACUUUUAAUGCACAUGAAGGGCCUAUACCCUUGGAACUGCCUGGCGGGGCAUGCUUCUUUCCUUAUUUUGAGGAUGACCACCAAAUGUUUGAAUGUAAACUUCUUGAAGAGAUCAAUUCAUCCGUUCCUGAUUACCCUUAUCAAAAAGCCUGUUGCCACUGGACCAAAACAUCAAGCUGA